AUGUCGUGGACGGACGUCGAUCCCACAGGCACCCUCUCAGCAGCCGCUUCAGCCGUUUCGCUUGUCGGAGCGGUGCUUCGAGCUGCACCAGCUUUGAAGAAUGCUACGAGCAAUGUGAGAUCCCCAUCGAUUGCGGGCCCUUCUCCUCUUCAGCGCUCUACAACCGCUCCAGUGCCUUCAGCGGUUUUCAAAGAUCCAGAACGCGAACGCCGAGCCUACGAAACGGUCAAUUACGUGCUCAGAGAAUUUGGCAAUCGUCUUUCGGCCGCUGGGCUCGUCGAUGAGCAUGCGCUUACAAAAGCUCUUACCUCUGCUACCCAACACAUUGAAGUAAAAUUGUUCUCUGGGGAGGUCAAUAGACUGUUCGAAUCGCUUGCGCCGAGACUGGCAGACCCGAUGCUUGUGAACAGUGUAUUUACGGCGAUUUACUUCAUAGGUGCUUUGAUAGCGCAGCUUACCAGUAGUCUACCAAAUUACAAGACAACGUACCCUCGCCUUGGUCCUAGACUCGUCCAGCAAGUUUUUAGAACGGCGAUUGGCGAAGACGCAUUCAAAGAGAACUUGAGCGCAAAUCUGGACGCAUACGAAACGCUGGCAACGACUGCUGGACUUUUGAGGCCCACGGAUAUUGGUUAUACUUGCUUCCCAGGCUUGCCAACGUUGUCUCCCGGGCGCUUUUCUAGCAAGGUCUGGGCCGAUGUCAGAAGUAAUAAAUCCUCAUUCGACAAGCUUUGCAAGCAUUUCGACCGGGCUGGUUUUCCGCAGCCUUUACAACGUUUACAGGAAGAGGUUGGGCAUAUAAACGAUUGGCGCUUCCUUAUGAGCGACAGCAAUCUCAGGGCUUACGAUGUCGAAAAAGCAGAUAAGAUGAUCGGCGAAAAUUCGGGGAGGGUAAUACAUUGGCUCAUAUGCUCAGCAGACCGGAUACCACCAGGGCAGGCUAUCAUUGUGUUCUAUGAUCAGUACAUUGCAAUCGUUAAAUGGUUGGGUGAGCGUGCAGGUUUUCGUAGCCUGUAUCCUUCGGUCGAUCUGGACAUGACUGGCGUACACUCACAAUUGGAUGGCCGACUCAGAGCGGUAUUGAAUGGCUGGAUCAUCCUCAUGUCUUCCGAGAACACUCGUACGGCAAGAAAUGCUGCAUCGACGAAAUGGGCUGAAGAGCGAGCUAGAGCCGCAAAACAGAUGCCUAAAGCAUAUGCUCAACCAUCUGCAGAGCCAUCCCAGAGGCUACCUGUGGACCAAAGGCAGACCACCCAGAUUGCUCCCAAUGUCAGUGCUGUUGGUCAACCAAAUGUGGGUAGCGAAGGUAUUCCAUCUUCGAUGCAAAACGCGUCGCCCCCACUAGAGAUCCAAUUGAAUGAAGUCAAUCGUUGGUUCCACACACAGUUGAAACCGCAGUGUCAGGUCUUCAUCAGAGCGCCGCCUGCUGACUCGCAUGCUCGAGACAUGGAACGUAGGCGCAUUGUAGAUUUGACCGAGCGCUUCGUCCUACAUCGCCUGGACGCACUGCAAAUUCCUGAAGGACAUCCGGGACGUACUCACAGAAGCGCGAUGAUAGCUCAAGCACAACAAAUGCUUGCAACACUUGAUACGCUGUCUUCGCCAAACCAGGACAACCAAGCCUUAUAUGCUGCUGGAAUGGUUCCUGGCCAGAAUGUCAACAACAUGUUUCCUGCCACCUCCAAUCCAGUGGAGAUAGGCUCCCCUUCCGCGACUUCCAAUACAUCCUCUCCCGUCGCAUCUCCUCCUCCUUAUUGUCCUACAAUUUCUCCAAACUCAGCAACAAACGCAGCAGACGGAUUUCCUUUCCAGCAAAAACGGACCACGGUCGUGCGACGCAAAGCACCACCUCCACCGAAGAAGACGGUACUACUUGUAGCCAAGGCUCUAUACGAUUUCGAACGAGACGCUAACGAUGACGAAGAGCUAAGUUUCAAGGAGGGAGACGAGCUUGAAAUCGUGGAGAAAUCAGCCUCGUUGGAACAAGAUGGAUGGUGCAAAGUCAGAGUCAAAGGAAACACCACCAAAGUCGGGCUGGCACCACUAGAUUAUCUAGAAAUCAUAUCGCCGACGCCGAUCGUACCUGAGAAAGUUCCGGCUAUCCAUCCUGGUGCGCACUUAGUAGCGGACGGUGAUUCUAAGCCUAUCCUUGGUCAUCCAGUGGUACAACAAACAGAGUCGAAUCCACCAACACAGCCUCUUCAUGUUCAGCCUAGCAAUGCCUUCACUUCAUCAUCACAAAAUUCACAAGCUCUGAAUCACGCUGGACCAAACGAACCGGUCAAAGUCAAGAACAAGCUUGGCAAAUAUGAAGUCGCUGGAUUCGCCGUAGCUGGCAUUGGAGCCGCCGCCGGAGUCGGCACCUUAGUCCAAGGAUUCUCAAGCCCAUCCUCGGAACACUCACAAACUGAAUCAUUACACAUGGGUCAUCAGUCACCUGCAGGCCAUAGCCAACAUCCUACGGUUGAGAACAAUAACGAUGCUGUGCAACAAGCUCAAAACGAGGGUUCCCAACCCUCAACCGAACCAAGUCAGAACCAAGACGAUAAUGAAUCUCCUCAAUUUCACCAAGCCCAAGCGUCCACAAUCCAAGACCAAACCACUACCACUGACACAGUCAUCGUGACAGAAUCAGACACCGUCAUCUCGGAUUCUGAGUACUACGACACCAGUGUUCCCCCUGCAACCGACAUUUCCGCGUUCAGCGGUGGCUUCGAUCCCGUACCCGUCACCUCUAACCCUACCACUACCGCCAUCUCUACAAUCGAAGAACCUGCCCUCAUCACCAAUCCCGCAGCUAUCGGCCCCCCACUCACCAUGCAGGACCCUGGCUUUACCACCCCACUAGCUGUGGACCACACUUUUGUCAUCGAAGAGACCACAGUUUCUCCACACCUCGCCCCAGUCUUCGAUCCAGCGUUACAGGAAGAGCCCGUAAUAGUAAGCCCGUUCGCCUCCAUGGCGACACCCCCGCCUGCAACUCCCCUAGACGACAGCCUGGAUGGUGGAGCUGGCAUGAUGAGUCCGUUCACGGGAUACACAGUGCCAUCCACUGCUAAUGAGCCGUUGAAUAUGGUAGAGGAGAAGGGCGAGUCUGUGACAGUGAUGACGCAGGAGAGUGUGGAGACGGUGGAUGGGGGUGCGGUGUGGACUGAGGUUGAGGAUGUGGAGGUCGAUUUUGAGAUGUGA
Molecule: messenger RNA, 3189 nt
Organism: Bacidia gigantensis
Lineage: Eukaryota; Fungi; Ascomycota; Lecanoromycetes; Lecanorales; Ramalinaceae
Exons: 1
Coding region: 1-3189 (1062 amino acids)
Molecular function (GO): protein-folding chaperone binding
Source: RefSeq, a predicted model, not a curated record